UGCAACAACAACAGCGUGCGACAACAACAACAACGUGCGACAACAACAACAACAACAACAACAACAACAGCGUGCGACAACAACAACAACAACAGCGUGCGACAACAACAACAACAACAGCGUGCGACAACAACAGCGUGCGACAACAACAACAACAACAACAACAGCGUGCGACAACAACAACAACAACAACAACAGCGUGCGACAACAACAACAACAACAACAACAACAGCGUGCGACAACAACAACAACAACAGCGUGCGACAACAACAACAACAACAGCGUGCGACAACAACAACAACAACAGCGUGCGACAACAACAACAGCGUGCGACAACAACAACAACGUGCGACAACAACAACAACGUGCGACAACAACAACAACGUGCGACAACAACAACAACGUGCGACAACAACAACAGCAACAACGUGCAACAACAACAGCGUGCGACAACAACAACAACAACAACGUGCGACAACAACAACAACAACAACAGCGUGCGACAACAACAACAACGUGCUACAACAACAACAAUAACAACAACGUGCGACAACAACAACAACGUGCGACAACAACAACAACAACAACAACAACAACGUGCGACAACAACAACAACGUGCGACAACAACAACAGCAACAACGUGCAACAACAACAGCGUGCGACAACAACAACAACAACAACAACAGCGUGCGACAACAACAACAACGUGCGACAACAACAACAACGUGCGACAACAACAACAACGUGCGACAACAACAGCGUGCGACCACGUGCACCGAGCGCGUGUUUCCCCGGCACGGCUGCGCUGGUGCUCGGGAACAGCGGAGCACUCCCCCCGCAGCGCCCGGCGAACCCCGGAGCCCUGAGCGCGCGGCGGAGCUCGGGGCUCCUGGAGCCGGUUUGCCCGGCGGCGAUAACGGCAGCGGCUGGGACGGGGAGAACCGCGUGGAAAGCCGGCAGGGUGAGCGGGCGGGGGUCCCUCCCGCCUGACCGAGCGUGUUGGGGCGCAGGUGCUGGACCCGGAGCGGGACGGGCGCUGCCGGGACAGCGCAGCCCUGAGCACCGGCAGGACUUGGCAGACGUCCGCCGCUCCGUUCUCCCUUCCCCUCCGGCUCUUUCCCGCUCUUGCGCUCUGGUUCGUGGGUCUCGACCGGCUCUGCCCCCGCGGGUCCGGCCGCCAGCGACCCCCCCGCAGCCUUUGCGGCUCUUGGGAAAAGCAGAGACCAGCUCUCUGCCGCUCGAGGCGUCGCAGCGUCCCCAGGAGGCGCCCGUUUCCACCAGCAGCAAAACUCACGUUAUUAGCGCUGUUAAGUCUCACACAUGUACCCGCUGUCAGGGCACCCUGCGCUGGCGCUUGCCUGGUUGUUCAUCACCUUUUCCCAGCGCCCCAGCACUUAUCUCACUGUAAUUAUGGCACUUUCUGCCUCCAUUUCCCCCCUCUUUGUCAGCACAUGAUAUGUUACUGUGCCCACGUUCCACGCCAAACAAUGCAGGAGCAGCAGCCGGGGUCACCGCGACGCCGGGCACUGCAGGACGGGGCGCUCACCGGGGAGCGGAUGGGGCACCGGCUCCUGUGUUCUGCUCUUGUCCCCAGCAAAAGCCGCCGGCGGGACCGAGAGCUGCUGGGGUGACGCGGCCCCGCGGGGACGUUCACCGCAGAACCCCAACCCCAGCGGGGUUUGCACCUUUGGGGUGUCACCCGGUGCUGUGGGGACAGGGAGGUUCCUAUAAGGAUCCUUGAUGGAAUGAGAGCUGCUGCUGUAUUCCUUUCCCAAAUCACAAAGAGCUAAUUGAUCCAUCCAGUUAAUUAAUUGAUUUAUAGCUAUUAAAGACUAUAAUUAACUGACCAGCUGGGAAGCUGGGUGUUACCUGCUCGGUGGGAGCAGGCUGAGAAGCAGCUCUGGUGCGCCCUUGGCUGCCCCGUCCGUGCAAACAGCUCCACUGUUUGGGCUCUUUGAGGGGUUUUGCUCCAGCUCAGACUCUGCGCUUUCCCUUUUAUCUCCUCCUGUGUUAACAUUUGGCGCAGGAGCUCAGCCGAGCCUCGCCGUUCUCCCUUAUCUCCUCCCGCAUUCCUGCAAGGUUGCAAACAACUCGUCUUGAGGAGUUUGCGCAGCUGGACAGACCAGUUGGGACCAGCUCGUUAUCAGAGCGCUCCCCGCCCCGCGCAAAACCUCCCGCUGCUGUCAGACCCUGACACCACACAGAUGUUCCUUGGGUGACGCAUCUCAUCGCUGGGCCGCAGAGAUGUCUGUGCCUGGUACCAGCACAUCUGGCUGAUGCUAACGAGCUCCUUGGAGUGCUAAUGAGCUCCUGGGAGUGCCGUUCCCUGUUGGAAUGCAGGGAAACAGGGAGGAGAUGCUGUAGGUUGUGGCAGAGGCUCCCCAGAGGCCAUGUGCUGGCAGGGCAGUGGGUUCUGUCCGCGGGGCUGCUGGGGGGCGGCGAUGCUGCGAGCGGGGCCCAAACCCGCUGCAGUGUGAGAGGGUGAGCGGACACCGGCAGCCAGAGCUGAGCCGCAGCCUCCCGGCUGUGCCAAGGGUGGGUGCGCUGGCAGCGACCCUUCCCGCUGGGCCCCGUCCUGCCAGGCCCUCUCGCCCUCUUCCCUCCCCUGCUCGUCCCUGCAGGUUGUGCUGCAGCCCCUGGGGGGGACCCUGCUCCCCCAAAUCCCCCGGCACAAGGCUGGGAGAGUCUGGGGGAACCGUGUGGCUGAUCCAGGUGAUGCUGGAGCUGCAUGCAGGUGGGUGCUGGGAGUGGGGGCUGGAACAGGCACUCAGUUUACCUGAAGCUUAGCCGUUACUUCCUUCUCUCAGUUCCAUGCUUUAUUUGGUUAAGAAGGGUUCUUAUAAGCAAGCGCUAUGGCCUUCCUGUAAUUGUCCUUGCAAGCAGAAUAACUCCCUUCUUUUAGCACAAAUCAUAACUACAUUUUUCAUAGGAACAUCUGGGGGGACCGUGUGGCUGAUGCAGGUGAUGCUGGAGCUGGAUGCAGCUGAGUGCUGACCUCCCCGGGGCCUCCUCACUGGGACCGGGGCAACAACCGGCUUUUGGCAACAUGUUCCCCCCGCCAGGUGGCAGGAGGGGCUUCCCCAGGGAGCCUGGUCCGUGGAGAGCCGGGCCCCCAUGGCCCCAUGGUCCCAGCCCCCAGGACAUCCGGGACGAGCCGCCCUGGAAGCCCCCACACAGGAGAGGCCACCGCGGGCGGCAUCCGCCCCAUCCCUGGGAGCCCAGACCCUUCCGUGGUCCUGCCGACUUCCACGAGGACGGGAGCUGGGCACCCCAGGACUGUCCCCCGCCACCCCCCUGGGACAACUGGGAAGACAACCAAGGACCUGAGGACCAUUUUGGAGAGAGCUGGCACCCGCCUGGUCCCUGGGACCCCAGAGACCCCCCUGGCCCUCCUGACUUCCCUUGGAAGGAGGAGGACAGGAGAUGGGCACCCCACGACUGUCCCCCAUGGGUUGACACAGAAUACAAUGGAGGACCAGAGGGCAGCUUUGCAGAGGACUGCUACCUGGAUCCGCCACCGCCUGGCCCCGGCUCCUUCUCCCGGCCCGAAUUCCCCGCAGAGGAGCAGUGGCCACCCUGGCCCCCCGGCAGCCAGCACGGGGAGCAAGGGGGCUUCCAGGAUGGCUGGUCAUCUGGGGGCUACCGUGGCCUGGGGAAGAAACGCUGCCGACGCCUUCGCCAGAGCUGCCGACAGUUAACCAUGGUCCGCCCGGCCCCGUGUCACUGGCCCGCCAGAGGGAAGCAGCCACCCUUCAAGUCUAAUGCUCCCCGGCCACUUCCAUCCUCCAAAGAUGCUGCACAGCACAAGGAGCAGACACCUCCGGUUGGCCCUCCGGGAGUGAGCGAGAAGGUCCCGGAGCCCCCCAAAGCGGCUGACACCCCUCAGGACAGCCUGGCCGCGGGUCCCCAGGCUGCGGCAGCGGGUGCAGAGCCCGAGCAGGCAGGAGUGACGCCGGUGGAGCCGGGAGCCGGGCAGGACCCUGAGGGCAGCCAGGACCCCUCUGCUUUGCAAACAGAGGAGGAGAGCUCUGCCAGGACGGGGCAGCACCCUGAGGUGGAGCCCAGUAGCCCGAGUGUCCCCGAGGCUGGCGCAGGCGGUGGGUCACGUCCCCAGACGCCCACAGCCCCCACGGAGCCGGCCCAGAGGGUCUGCGCGGCCACUGGAGAGGGGGACGCUGAGCUCUGCCCACAGCCCCCGGGACGGCAGCGUCUGCCUGGAGCAGCUGGAGCAGCCGAGGCAGGAUCUGCCCACCAUGGGCUCCUCAGUGACCUCCAGACACCCGAAAACUCGCCAGUCCCCGCAGGAGCUGCUGCCGAGCCUGGUGCACAGCCUGGCCAGGCUGGUUCCGACAGCUGCACCGCACCAGUGACCUCGCCAGGGACGUGGCACCCUCCCGGGUCUGCUGAGACAGAGCCGGUACGAGGUCCAGGUGCCUCUGCUCCCCCUGAGGCUGCAGAUGGCCAGCACCAGCUCUGCUCCGUGCCCCCGGCAUCCUCCCCGGCCGGCACCGACCUCCGCUCCGCCACCGUCCUUGCCAGGAAGGAGGAGAUUGAGCUGUCGUACCAGCAGUUCAGCCUGACCGUUGCCGUGGUGGCCACGAUGCUGCUGCAGAAGGAGCCGUCCAUGGAGGCGGCGCUGGGGCUGGCGCUCAGGGCCAACCUGCGGCAGCGCCGGCUCCAUCACCUCCGUGAGCUCGAGAACUUCAUCGACAGCUACGACUCGGCCGCUCUCAGCCGCUGAGGGGUCAGGCGGAGCAGACAGACCCCCCCCCCGCCACCCAGGGCUGGGGAGUGAUGGGAGGCCGUGCUGGCACAUUGGGGUGAUGGUGCUGAGCCCUCGUGUCGAGGUGGUGUGGAUGUGUUGGCACCGUCCCACCAGCUCUUGGAGAUGGAGGAGGUGGGUGGUGCUUGGUUUUAGCCCCUCUGUAUGUGCAGGGAAAGGGGGAGCUGGUUUCAGUGAGAGAGAGCAGCUGUGUGGAGCUCCCGUUCCCCCCCAGCUCCUCACUCCAUUCCCAGUUCACAGGGAUGUGUCUGGUUCACAGGGUUGUUCUUGGUUUUAAAUCUAAAAUAAACUAUGGUCUUUGCA
This is a messenger RNA of Columba livia (rock pigeon), 5087 nucleotides long. Its product is annotated as collagen alpha-1(I) chain-like. NCBI's taxonomy places the organism in Eukaryota, Metazoa, Chordata, Aves, Columbiformes, Columbidae. The record is from RefSeq and is a predicted model, not a curated record. The transcript has 14 exons. The coding region runs from base 2979 to 4742 and encodes 587 amino acids.